GCCGGCAGGGCCCCGCGGCGGCGCGCCCACAGAAACCUCCACUCCACGGCAGCAGCGGUUGAAUUCCACUCCACUCUCGGCCCCCGCGCGCCUCCACGCCAUUCCCGUGGGCGCCGCGGGCGUGCCGGUGCCGCCGAAUCCCGCGCAGACCGUCCCCGCUGUUCUCGCUGGCCGCUGGCGCCGUCUCGUCGCCGGCUAUUAAAAUAACCGCGAAACCGACGACGCGGCCGCGUCCGCCGAGCUCGGUGCUCCUCCCGCUCCCGUCCCCAUGGCGCCGCCGCCCGCCCUGCUCCUCCUCGCCGCCCUCGCGCUCGCGCUUGUGCUCUGCCCGAGCCCGGCCCUCUCCGACGCCCACGGCGGCGGCUUCUACGACCCGGCGCGCGUCACCCAGCUCUCCUGGCGGCCCAGGGCGUUCCUCUACAGCGGCUUCCUCUCCGACAGCGAGUGCGACCACCUCGUCAAUCUGGCGAAGGGGAACAUGGAGAAGUCGAUGGUGGCGGACAACAACUCCGGGAAGAGCGUCAUGAGCCAGGUGCGCACAAGCUCCGGCACCUUCUUGGCCAAGCACGAGGAUGAAACUGUAUCUGCAGUUGAGAAGCGUGUAGCUGCUUGGACAUUUCUUCCUGAAGAGAAUGCUGAAUCAAUUCAAGUUCUGCGCUAUGAAAUUGGUCAAAAGUAUGAUGCCCACUUUGAUUAUUUUCAUGACAAAAACAACCUGAAGCGUGGUGGUCAUCGAAUUGCCACUGUACUUAUGUACCUGACAGAUGUCAAGAAGGGUGGAGAGACUGUAUUUCCAAAUGCUGAGGGAGGCCAUUUACAGUACAAGGAUGAAACUUGGUCAGAUUGUGCGAGAUCUGGUCUGGCAGUGAAGCCGAAAAAAGGAGACGCACUACUGUUCUUCAGUCUUCAUGUCAAUGCAACAACUGAUACAAGUAGUCUUCAUGGGAGCUGUCCAGUAAUUGAGGGUGAGAAAUGGUCUGCCACGAAAUGGAUUCACGUCCGAUCAUUCGAUAAUCCUCCAGAUGUAAGAGCGGAUGCGCCAUGUUCCGAUGACAACGAGCUCUGCCCUAAAUGGGCUGCUAUUGGGGAGUGUUACAAGAACCCAACAUACAUGGUGGGCACCCAGGAUACUCUCGGAUUUUGUCGCAAAAGCUGUGGACUCUGUGAUGCUUGAACCGCCAACAAUCUGAACGUGCUGUGGGGUGUUGGAUCGGCCACUGUUGUUUGCAUCCCUACUCGGUUGUUCUGUUACUGACUUGUAAAUAACAAGUGAAGCAGGUCGGUUGAGUAGUAUAAGAGUUAUUACGUUUACUCCUUUGCAUGGUACCUGCAAAUUGAACUUACGAGUUACAACAUCUUGAUAUAGAAGCAACGAAAUUUUUGUCAGAA
Panicum hallii is the source of this 1389-nucleotide messenger RNA. RefSeq names its product probable prolyl 4-hydroxylase 6. Gene Ontology annotation, cellular component: endoplasmic reticulum. The record is from RefSeq and is a predicted model, not a curated record. Gene Ontology annotation, biological process: peptidyl-proline hydroxylation to 4-hydroxy-L-proline. The coding region runs from base 269 to 1174 and encodes 301 amino acids. The transcript is spliced from 7 exons. NCBI's taxonomy places the organism in Eukaryota, Viridiplantae, Streptophyta, Magnoliopsida, Poales, Poaceae. Gene Ontology annotation, molecular function: iron ion binding; procollagen-proline 4-dioxygenase activity; L-ascorbic acid binding.